Spodoptera litura is the source of this 1200-nucleotide messenger RNA. RefSeq names its product gustatory receptor 68 (gene Gr68). Gene Ontology annotation, biological process: male courtship behavior; chemosensory behavior; sensory perception of taste. The record is from RefSeq and is a predicted model, not a curated record. NCBI's taxonomy places the organism in Eukaryota, Metazoa, Arthropoda, Insecta, Lepidoptera, Noctuidae. Gene Ontology annotation, cellular component: neuronal cell body; membrane; dendrite.
AUGUUUUCAAAUGUUCAGAAAUACUUUUAUGCUAACGAUAACGAAAAUCUAAAUGUACGCCAAAUAUUUAAACCUAUCUACAUAGUGUUAACAUUUUUUGGUCUCUUUCCUUAUAGCAUUAAGUUCAAUAAUAACAAACGUGGUUUAACUAUAAUUAAGAAGUCGAUUUACAUCAAUUCCUUAUGUUCAGUUUCGUACAUACUUCUCCUGUUCACGUUCUGCGGGCUGCACAUGCGGUACGUGGUCGACUCCAUCGGAGACACUGUUAUGACCAGAGAGGUGCUCACUCAAAUGAACUACAACGUCGAGAUGGCUAGCUUCCUUAUAUUCUGCGUAACUGCAUACUUCUGUGCGUUUAAAAACAGAAAUAUAUACGUGAAAAUAAUUAACAAAAUAGCUAACAACACAGAUACUUCCAAUAUAGAAAGUAACUUGAAGAAGCUGCGUUUUCAAACGAACAUGAUAAUAGUCUACCUCGUGCUUGUAUCUUUACUACAGGUAGCUGUAAACUGGACACGAGACGAUUCAUUAUGGAAGGCUUUACUAGUACACAUGACGUUCUUAGUGCCGCAAUUGAUACAGUUCACGGUGUUAGCGUUCUACUACGUUCUCAUCUUGAUGCUGGUCGUGUUACUCAAGAAUAUUAGGCUCCACAUAGCGAACCUAUCGAUGGCGAAAACAAUUGUAAUGGAUCAUUACGUCAAGUCUGAGGACAAAGUUUUGACACUCCAGUAUGUGGAGUCUUUGUACGAAAUAGCUUUUGAAAUUAAGAGAGAUAUUAAUAAUGUAUUUCAAAUGCCAUUUUUGUUUACCACUGUGCAAUGUUUCCACACAAUGGUAAGCGAGUCUCACAUAAUAUACCAUGGCUUAGUAGUGGAGAAAGACUUUUCCCGGCACAACAUUGUAAAUUGUUCAAUUUGGGUGAUAUAUCAGAUUUUCAAAUUGUAUAUCAUGUCUAGAUCAGGACAUUUGUUGAAGCACGAGGUUAGUAAAAUAGGACAGGCACUACAUAGUAUACCCACAGCGAAACACGAUAUACGCUUGUUAUUGGAGAUACAACAUUUUUCAUCUCUAAUUUUAUUCCACGGUGACGAUAUAACUGCCUAUGGACUAUUUUCUUUGGAUGCUGCUCUUCUAUCUAAGAUCGUUGCUUCAUCAGCUAUGUAUUUAACCAUUGUGGUGCAGUUCGACAGGAAAUGA